GAGCCCUCCCACCUCUGGCUGUCUUGUUUAUGGGUGCAACAGCACAGCCAUUUGAAUGAAAAGGACAAGUGUCAGCACCUGCCUCAUAUUUUCUCCUCGACCAGUAAUCAACAUAAAGAAAAUGUCUGAUGCUCUUUGUAUCGGAAGUUCAUUAUUUGGAUCUGCAGGAGAACAACAAGAUUGUGGUUCAUGCUACCUAAUAAACAUGGGCUCUGUAAUGGCCAUUAUUGCAUCUGAUAUUAUCUUGACCAUCUUCAUCACUAUUUCUGUCUUCUGCUUUGCAAGACAUCACAAAAGAAGGAGGGAAUGGGAUUCUCAUGAUGCUAGAAGAAACCAGCCGUCAUCAAUAUCAAAGAAAAUGGCAACAGAGGUCACAGAGUCUCCCUACCAGGAGUUACAUGGAGCCCAGUCAGAUGUGUACAGUGAGCUUCGACAUUUUAGGAAGUGAAACAGAGGAACUGUAAAAUCCCAGCAAUACCUGGUCUGUAAUUAGUUUCACAAGCUAUAACCAGAAAGUAGCACACACACACAUCUUGUUUUGUUACUUAUGUUUCUGCAGCAUUAUAAUAUGUGUAUUCAGCAUGUAAUUGAUUUAUAUCCCAUCCACUUAUAACUGUGUUGUGCUGAAUGUGAUGUUUGCUGCAUCACGCCCUCUAGUUUAUUUUGUAAAUCUUAAGCUGUCUUAAAAUGUGUAUUUAAUUCUAAAUUAAACUACUUUUUAA
Molecule: messenger RNA, 722 nt
Organism: Monopterus albus (swamp eel)
Lineage: Eukaryota; Metazoa; Chordata; Actinopteri; Synbranchiformes; Synbranchidae
Gene: tyrobp
Product: transmembrane immune signaling adaptor TYROBP
Exons: 5
Coding region: 56-448 (130 amino acids)
Biological process (GO): negative regulation of transforming growth factor beta1 production; positive regulation of natural killer cell activation; negative regulation of B cell proliferation
Cellular component (GO): cell surface
Molecular function (GO): signaling receptor binding
Source: RefSeq, a predicted model, not a curated record